AUGUCAACUUCCGCGAACCUCGAGAAUCGCCUCCGAAAGGAAUUGCGCAGGAAGAUCGCCAUCGUGGAAAGUUCACAGGCACGACCAACUGAAGAACUGGUCCAGCAGAGAAUACGCUAUUACGGAACUAAGUGCCAUGAAGCAAGAAUGACACUCCAACAGGCGCGUUAUGAGUACGCUGCGAUUAUGACUGACAAACAGGAGUUACUCAACAGAAGAGGGGGAGCGUUCCACUACCUAGUGAAACUCAAGCAGCUAUCGGCAACCCAUCGACACCAGAGGGAAGAGAUCGUCUCUGCUACCGAGCUGUUCGUGUUGGGGCAUGAGUGGUACGAGAUACUAGUAACCGCAGGGGAAGUGGACGAGCUGGCCCGGCUGGAAUUCAUUCGCAAGCUGGGAGAGGAAGAGCACAUCGAGGCAUCAGAGCCUGGAGACCGUAGCUACCCGGAACCAGUCAGGACGAACUGGAGUUUCGAUAGGAAGGACGUGGCAGACAUGAUCAAGUACCAGCUAAUCAAGUUCGACACCUUGCUUGAAGAAGAGAAGGAAGCGUGUGAACGAGCAGAAGCGGAAACCCGUUGCAAGGCGACGCUGGAAGAUGAGGCGCUACGUCAGAUGCGUGAAUCGUGUCAGGACCUGCAGGAUGAAGUCAGAAGGCAAAACGAAGACAGCGUAGAAUUCAUGGAAACCAUGAAAAGUUGCUAUGACUCGAUUAAGAAGCAGAACAGAAAGAGUGCUGAGAGCUCCAAAGCAAUGAUGGAGGAAUUGAGAAAGGUUACCGAGAGCCAAAAGGAAAUCACAGCACAAAUCACGAGAUGCAUGGAAGAGUGCCAGCAACUCAAGGCUCAGUUCCAGGAGAACCUCAAGGAAAUGCGUCGAUGGAAUGAGGAGAAAAUAGUUGAACAAGAUCAGGCGAGUUCGAGUCAUACCAGAGCAGGAGAUAAGAGAAGAUUCCAAGGGUUUGACAUCUCACUAGCUGAAAAGCCGAAGUUUGAAACGAUGCUUGAAGAGAGUCGACUUGAGUUGGAGGAAAUUGAUGACUUCCUCAGCCGCAAUAUCGUCAAGGAACGUCGGUUUGGCGAUAGGGUAUUGAAGAAGAAUGAGGGUGAUUUGACAUGCAUCUUCUGCAAGACGAUCGGAAGGCACUACUCAGACGCGUGCCCAGAAGUCCGUCGCGUGGCUAAAAGAAUCGAGAUGAUCAACGUAGAAAAACGAUGUCGUCUAUGCAUUGGAUACCACUAUCAGAAGGACUGUACCAAGCACGUUCCAUGUUUCUAUUGCAAGGAUAGUCUCGACGACUUCGAACAUCAUUGUAGCGUCUGCAGGAAACCGGAGGAGUUCCAGAACAGACUGAAACGAAGAAGGGAAGUCAAAGUGAUAAUAGAUAUAUGCGAAAGAGCACUCGAAAGCAUUGAGUUCAGAAACCCUCCAGAUGCGCGAACGCCACCACGUCGUGGAGGAACGACACAUGGGAGCGGAUCCUCACGAAGAUCCCACACUGACAAGAGAACGACUGAUACAGACAAUGAGUAG
Ostertagia ostertagi is the source of this 1533-nucleotide messenger RNA. NCBI's taxonomy places the organism in Eukaryota, Metazoa, Nematoda, Chromadorea, Rhabditida, Trichostrongylidae. The record is from the annotation of a GenBank genome assembly.